AUGGUAGGCACUGAUGAUACUCUCUCCGAUGAGAGUGUUGAAGAAAACCGACUGGAACAAGUCCUUCAACAGAUGGAAGGAAACCCAGAGAACGCCGAGACCGCCCAGCUGCUGAGGCAGUGGAUCAAUGGAAUGAGUGAUACCCUGAGAAUCCUGAAGCAGGAAAAGAAGACAAAUGAACGCCUUGAGGAAAAGAUCAAGGAUCUCGCGGAACAGAUCGAACGGUUGACCGAAGAGAACGAAAUGCUGAAAUCACUGAACGCUAUGGAUAGAGGAUAG
Molecule: messenger RNA, 279 nt
Organism: Penicillium diatomitis
Lineage: Eukaryota; Fungi; Ascomycota; Eurotiomycetes; Eurotiales; Aspergillaceae
Exons: 1
Coding region: 1-279 (92 amino acids)
Source: RefSeq, a predicted model, not a curated record